AUGGUUGCUGUCAUCUAUUAUGUUACUGUUAUCCCUUUAGUCGUAGCUUGGGCGAUGAUCUCGUUAGGACCUCUUGGGAUCCUUCUAGCUCAUAUCCAAUGGGUACUGCAAACCAAUGCCAUUACAACUAUGAUCUGUCGCAACAUUGUGCUUUCUCAUAUGGACAACCAAAUCUUUGACAUUACUCUUUACUUGAAUGGCCAAAAGGAAUUCCUGAGAAAAGCUAAAUUCAUCAAAGUUACAGAAAAGCCACAUCCGACGCACGGCUUUUUUAGCGGCUCUUGGCAGAUGACCUUUCCCCUGCUGGUCGUCCAUCUUAUCAGAAAAGGCUUGAUUUUGAUCAUCUUGGCUCUCCUAUCUUUGAUACCUAUCUUUGGUCCUCCAAUCACCAAUCAAGUGCUAAGCGGAAGGAGAGGUUUCUCAUACAUGAGGCGGUACUUCGCCUUGAAGGGCCAAAGCGCAGCAGAAGCCAAAGAUUUCCAAUAUGAGCACUUGGGAUUAUUUUUCAGUUUUGGGAUGGCAGCGGGAAUCCUGGAAUUCAUACCAUUAUUCUCUAUCAUUACAAUUACAAGCAACACAAUCGGAGCGGCAAAGUGGAGCGUGGAUUUGAUUAAGAAAUCUCAAAAGUAG
Messenger RNA from Torulaspora globosa, 630 nucleotides. It is a transcript of the gene RRT8, whose product is annotated as Rrt8p. Bases 1 to 630 code for a protein of 209 amino acids. NCBI's taxonomy places the organism in Eukaryota, Fungi, Ascomycota, Saccharomycetes, Saccharomycetales, Saccharomycetaceae. The transcript has a single exon. The record is from RefSeq and is a predicted model, not a curated record. Gene Ontology annotation, cellular component: prospore membrane; ascospore wall; lipid droplet.